AUGGCCUCACAAUUGACACCACCUCCCGGCGUCUUUGUCCCGGUCCCGACCUUCUUCAAGCCGGCCGCCGCCUCUGACGACGUCUUUGAGCCCACGAUCGACAUCGAGACGCAGGUUGCUCACACCGUGUUCCUGGCCAAGGCCGGCAUCACGGGCCUGACCAUUCUCGGGUCAACGGGCGAGGCCGUCCAUCUGUCGCGGCAGGAAAGAUACGACCUCGUGGCCGGUGUCCGGGCCGGGCUCAACGAUGCUGGCUUUGCGAAUUACCCGAUCAUGGCCGGGGUCCUCACCAACAGCGUCGGCGAGACGGUCGAGUGGCUGCAGGACUAUGCGAAAGCCGGAGCACAGUGGGGGUUGGUUCUCGCGCCUGGGUAUUUCGGAAAGGCAGUCAACCAGCAGAACCUCAUUGACUGGUUCACUGUCGUUGCAGAUCGGAGUCCCAUCCCGAUCCUGAUUUACAACUAUCCGGGCGUUACCAAUGGGCUUCUUGUGGAACCGGAUACCUACAGAGUGCUUGCCAAGCACCCGAAGAUCAUCGGUUGUAAAAUGUCUCACGGAGACGUCUCGUACCAUGUCCAAGUCUCGACCGACCCUCAAAUCGACCACGACGCGUUUCGAGUAUACAGCGGCUUCGGUCAGCAGCUUGGUCCGAUUGUUCUGUUUGGCGCGGCGGGUGUAAUUGAUGGGCUGGCUGCCUUUUACCCCAAGACGGUGGUGAGGCUAUUUGCCCUGGCAAACCAGGGCUCGUUCCAGGCAGAUGCCCUAUCCGAGGUCCGAAGACUGCAGUUUGCUGUUAGUCGUGCCGAAGAGUUUAUUGCGAGGACCGGAAUCAUCGGUAUUCGUGAAGGCAUCAUUCGCAAGACGGGGCUGGGUGCGCUUGAGGGAGGAAGAUUGCCGCUAAAGGGAAGACUGCCGGAGGAAAACUGGACGGCUCUGCACAAGCUGUAUCUGUCUGAUAUUGAGCAGAUUGAGAACUCAUUGUAA
Molecule: messenger RNA, 984 nt
Organism: Trichoderma reesei QM6a
Lineage: Eukaryota; Fungi; Ascomycota; Sordariomycetes; Hypocreales; Hypocreaceae
Exons: 3
Coding region: 1-984 (327 amino acids)
Molecular function (GO): 4-hydroxy-tetrahydrodipicolinate synthase activity
Source: RefSeq, a predicted model, not a curated record